Molecule: messenger RNA, 489 nt
Organism: Strongylus vulgaris
Lineage: Eukaryota; Metazoa; Nematoda; Chromadorea; Rhabditida; Strongylidae
Source: the annotation of a GenBank genome assembly
UUGCAGGACUUAGACUCAAUUAUUUCGGACUUGAAUGCAAACAAGAUUGCCCAUUUUGAUAUCGAAUCACUGCGAACGUUGAAGACAAUUCUGCCUGAGACGGAGGAGGUUGAUGCCUUGCGGAGGUACACAGGCGAGAUAACGCAGCUUACUCCAGCAUGUUCGUUCUUCCUAAAUCUAUUAGACAUCCCAGAUUAUCGCCUUAGAAUCGAAUGUAUGUUGCUGAGACUUGAGUUCCACCGCGUUAUGGAAGAUGUUGUGCCAAAUGUACAUCUUCUCAAGAUUGCCUGCACAGAGCUACGAAAAUCCAGUUCAAUUCGUCGCCUUCUUCUCCUCUUGGUUAACAUAGGGAAUUACCUGAACUCUUCCUCAUCUCAUGGGAAUGCAGCCGGCUUCAAGAUGAGCUCAUUAUGGAAAAUUAUCGAUCAUAAAGCUACUAAAGGAUCUUCUUCGUUGCUGCACCUUGUUGCUAAGGCAAGUUAUUCUUAA